AUGGAAACUGACGAACCAAUUAUUCCAUCUGCUUCGUUUGGAAAACGUUCAAUGGGCUACAAACGUCAAGCACCAAGAAAGCAUCAGGUCUGGCUUCCUGAGAUUCCAUCGAUGGAAGGCUUUACAAUCGACAACAAAGAAAUGCUCAUGAACUUGAUGGAUACGGUCAAGCUGCGAAUGGAACGCCGGGAAGCAUUCAAUGAUCAGCUUGAGACACCAGUGUCGAUUUUGCGAAAGAAGCUCAACCACAUGCAGCGGGAAAACACGGAGACUUUGAACAAGCUCCGAAUCCUUGAGCCGCAGAAUGAAAAACUGGAAGGCGAUAACGAGCGAUUGAGCAAGGACAAUCGACGCCUUGAGAAGAAAAACCGAGCGUUGAUGGAAGCUCAGCGGGUUUACGAACUAGACAAGAAGGAGACUGAAGCCGAGAUGCAGAUGAUGUCGAGCAAGCUUGAAAGCGAAAACAGAACCAAAAAGGCGAUUGAAAUGAACGCUAAGCGCCAGAUUGAAGAUGCCAAGCGCAAGUUGGAGUUGGAAAACUCAAGAAAAGUUCGAGAGCUUGAGGAGAAAUCAAAAGCUCGUAAGGCUGCCCAGGAAGAAAAAAUGAAGCAGCUAAAGAGCAUUCUCUUCCAAAACGCGCCAAGAACUCCAGCAGUCAGCACCCGGGGUGAUACAAACACAAUGGAUUACCAGCAGCAUUUGGACGCAGCUCGACUUGAACGAAAACGGACCAAUUCUGAAACGAAAAAGCAGCCAGCGGAACCUCUUGAGGCUCCUGUCAAAAGCCCUGGUGGAAACUCAGGAUUCUCGCUCAAGGGCAUCACCAAUGUUCGCUCACCAGCCGGUAGUGAGACAAGUGUCCUCAAGCAAUUGAGAGGACGCAAGGGAAACUCUCGCAGCUCGCUCAAUCCCCGAAACGAGACAACGCAGAAUAUUGCGGUUCGACGUCGUUCACGAUCAGCUGACAAGUGUCGAAUGCUCGCUCAUACUCCGUCUGAGACGGAAGUGCAAGGAACCAUUCAUCAGAAUCCUGUUACCGCGAAACGCACUGGAUCUGACUCGAGCGUUGCCUCGAAAAUUAUGAAGGCUCUCUCCGCCAAAUUCACCAAGAGCAAGGACGCCAAUCGAAAGAACGUCAAUGUGCCGCAAUUCGAAGAUCUCCUCAAGGUCGAGAAUUAUCUUCUAACUCACCAGGAGGCUAACGCAAAAACAAAAGAAACCACUCUCCUGAAAGGCGACGUCCUCGGCACCAGAACUGGCGGUACUCAAGUUCGCUUCACUGGACUCGAGAAGCUCGUUUCCGGAUUAACUCCUCGAGCUGGCGUUGAAGAUGGAGGUGCAAUUUCAUCAGAAACUGAGUCCGAGUCAUUUUCGCAGACUGACCUCGCAGUUCGCUGCGACCGGGCAGUUAUUCACGAAGGGGGCGCGCCAACUGCUCAGAUUACUGGCGGUGCUAACAACAGAAGAUUCACCCAAAGCCAGACAAGCAUCACGAUGGUCGACCAUACCACCGAAGACUUCCCUCGACCAGAAGAGCUUCCCUUCGCCACUUCCAUCAACAGCCGAACAAGUGGUCAAAGUCGACGGAGACAAAACCAGUCGAUGGAGUUCUAA
Oikopleura dioica is the source of this 1614-nucleotide messenger RNA. Lineage: Eukaryota; Metazoa; Chordata; Appendicularia; Copelata; Oikopleuridae. The record is from the annotation of a GenBank genome assembly.